CGCCAUGUCGAACCAGCAAGCCUCGCGCUUCACGCCCCAGAACAAGACGACAAACGAGCGGCUGUCAACGCACACGGUCGGCCUCGUCGCGCUCUCCGACUUCCGCAAGCGGCGCGCCGAGGUCCUCGAGCAGCAGGAGCGCGAGGCCCGCGAGGCCGCGCUCUCAGGCACGUCAUCAAAACCGGACCGCUCGCAGACUGGCACUCCUGACAACGCUGGCAGUGAAUCCGCCGGCAGCGCCGCUGGCCCGGGGCCGCUGAAGAAGAAGAAGAAGAAGCCUACGAAGAACAAGGCGAAGCAGAACCCCGGCAAGAAGCUCUUGUCCUUUGGCGACGAUGAGGAAGAAGAGGACGAGUCCGAAACCGGGAGCGCGAGCGCUGCUGCUUCGACGACGGAGCCCUCGAGCGACAAGGAUGGACAGCAGCAAUCGGGCGGCGAGAAAAAGGCCAAGAUCAAGGCCAAUGCGGCGGUGGGUGUGAUCCCCAAGGCUGUGACCAAGGCGGCGCUGCGCAAAGAGGCUGCGGAGCGAGAGGCGCUGCGGCGGGAAUUCGUUGCCUUGCAAGAGGCCGUCAAGGCCACCGAGAUUGCGAUCCCGUUUGUCUUUUACGACGGCGCCAACAUCCCCGGCGGGACGGUGCGCAUGAAGAAGGGCGACUUUGUCUGGGUGUUUCUGGACAAGGGCCGCAAGGUGGGCGCGGAGCUGGGCGUUGGAGAGCAGACAAAUGCACAGAGAGCAUGGGCACGAGCAGGCGUGGACGACUUGAUGCUGGUGAGAGGGACUGUCAUUAUUCCUCAUCAUUACGACUUCUAUUAUUUCAUCGUCAACAAGACCACCGGGCCCGGCGGUAAGCGCCUCUUUGACUACAGCGCCGAAGCGCCGAUCCGACCAAGCUCAACCGACGACUCGGAGGCGGCCAAGGCGCGACAGCCCGACAUCUCCACGCUGGAAGGGUACAACGAGGACCCGACUCUGACAAAGGUGGUGGAUCGGAGGUGGUAUGAGAGGCACAAGCACAUCUAUCCGGCGAGCACGUGGCAGGAGUUUGAUCCGGAGAUGGAUUACUCGACGCAGAUUCGGAAAGACAAUGGCGGCAACACCUUUUUCUUCUCCUCAAAGUGA
Molecule: messenger RNA, 1120 nt
Organism: Trichoderma citrinoviride
Lineage: Eukaryota; Fungi; Ascomycota; Sordariomycetes; Hypocreales; Hypocreaceae
Product: XAP5-domain-containing protein
Exons: 3
Coding region: 5-1120 (371 amino acids)
Biological process (GO): chromatin organization
Cellular component (GO): nucleus
Source: RefSeq, a predicted model, not a curated record